UUCACCGGACGGAGAGUUCAGCCGCUCUACCGGUGAUGUUUUGAGAUAUUUUCGGUUUUGCGCCGCGACAGAAUCAUGAGUGUCGCGCUGAAGAGCUGGAGGGCCAAUGAAGGACUCAAACACUUGACUGUGAUGGUAUGGGUGGCUGUGAAUGUCUUUCUGUUCUGGAGAACAUUCAUGCUGUACUACAGCGGAGCACAGUAUUAUUAUUUACACAAGAUGCUGGGGCUGGGUCUCUGCAUCAGUCGAGCGUCGGCCUCCGUUCUCAACUUGAACUGCAGUCUGGUUCUGCUGCCAAUGUGCAGAUCUCUGCUUACCUUCCUCCGAGGAUCCCAGCGGGUGACUGGUAGAAGUGUUCGCCGUCUGCUAGAUAAGAGUAAGACUUUUCACGUGGCGUGUGGAGUCACUAUAUGCAUCUUCUCAGUGGUGCACGUGAGCGCACAUCUCAUGAACUUGGUCAAUUUCUCAGCUCGAUUUUCGGAGGAUUUCCCUGCACUCAAUGUGGCUCAGUAUCGAGGACAGGAUCCUAGAAUUCUCAUUGUAAGCACAGUUCCUGGAGUGACUGGAGUUCUGCUGGUGCUGGUGUUGUUUCUCAUGUGUACGGCUUCAUCUUACUGUAUUAGACUCUCAAACUACCAGAUAUUCUGGUACACACACAACCUCUUCAUCCUGUUUUACGUCCUUCUGAUGGUCCACGUAGCGGGGGGAGCUUUAAAGUAUCAGUCAAAUGUGGAGACACACCCACCUGGCUGCAUCCAAAACAAUCUCAGUUCAGACUCGUGGACCAAUCACAGAGCAGCAGUAGAGGAAAGGGCGGAGCUUUCAGACAGAUCACAGACAGUCUGUCAAGAAGAGGCUUGUUUUCAUCCUCAUUUCCCUCAGACGUGGCUGUGGGUCUCUGCUCCUCUCUGCCUGUAUUGUGCUGAGCGGUUGUAUCGCUUCAUAAGGAGCAGCACAGCUUCUGUUACCGUAGUUUCUGUCAUUAGUCAUCCGUGUGAUGUCAUAGAAUUGCGCAUGCUGAAGAGUGGCUUUAAGCCCCGCCCUGGACAGUACAUCAUGCUGAACUGUCCGAAUGUGUCGUCAUUUGAAAACCACCCCUUCACCCUGACCACAUGUCCAACAGGCAAGAAUGAAACAUUUGGUAUUCAUCUCAGAGUGCUGGGAGACUGGACCUCUAGGUUUUCUCAGCUGCUGCUUCAAUCACCAAACAGCUCUGAGAUCCUUCCCAUGAUGCACCAGAGGCGAUAUCCCACGGUACACGUGGAUGGUCCAUUCGGCAGUCCGUCAGAGGAGGUGUUUAAUUAUGAGGUCAGCCUGUGUGUGGCAGGAGGGAUCGGAGUAACGCCGUUCGCUUGUGUCCUUCAAGCACUUUAUGACGACUGGUGUCAGUAUAAGCUGAAGCGGCUGUAUUUCGUCUGGAUCUGCAGAGACAUUCAGUCCUUCUACUGGUUUGCUGAUCUACUGUGUGGCCUUCAUGAGAGGCUGUGGCAAGACAAUCGUCCAGACUAUCUGAACGUCCAGCUUUAUCUCAGCAACUCUCAGGAAUUACAGAGCAUUGGUGAGGAACGGUACCGUUUCCUAAGUUCCAGGCUUCAGAUUGGUCGACCAAAUUGGAAGCUCCUUUUCCAGGAAAUAGGCAGAGCCAAUCAGUUUAAAAGAGUGGGAGUUUUCUGCUGUGGACCCAAAGGCAUCUCCAAAGCGUUACACACUCUGUGUAAUUCAAACCCACACUCACACACAGCCUUUGAGUACAACAAAGAGUCCUUCAGCUGAGGAUCACAGACAAAUUAAACCCAAUUUACACUUCUGCAGCGAGUGAUUGCCGUACCCAGAGGCGCAUUCUGUGCACGUAUGUGGAUGCCGUUAUAAGCAAUUUUCUCUUGCAUUAUUGACCUGCAGUAACUCUUCUGAAACACUAGUAGGCGGUGGAGUUUCUAUGCUCACUGUGUGUACUGUUCAAAUUGACGUUGGAGGCUGUUGGAGGCUGUUUUUGCCCCAUUGACUUCCAUUAUAAUGACUUUUUUGAUUGCAAAGCCUUGACACCAAAUAACAGGGUUCUCGCGGGUCCUUAAAAAGUCUUAAAAUGUCUUAAGUUAAAAUCCGUGAAAUUAAGGUCUUAAAUAGUCUUAAAUUUACCGUAAAGUGGCUGUAGAUAUUAGAUUUUCAGCCGGUGUGCUUAAUGACGAUGGGGAAGCACAGUGGUCCAACAAAACAUUUAAUAGCUGAUUAAUUUAGUAUGUGUGAAACAGGAGAGAAAGUCAGUCUCCGUGAUUUAUUAGCUUAUUACGGUAGGUCGGCUACAGACGCUUACGUCGGUCUGCACCUGCGUGCUAUCAUUACGCGGUUGUCGAGGUGAGGUUCAAAAUGCAAAGAUGGCAAAGUGUAUAUUUAACGACGUGGCAAUGUGUAAAUUCUGCAAAAAGACCUUUUUGUUAGGGACCAUGGGGCUCAAAGCCGCCGAGUCGCACAUGAAAGGAGGAAAACACCAGCAGCUAGUCAUAGCGGGUCCAGGUUAAUCCCUGCUAUGUUUGCAGCUCGACCUAACAAUGUUACUAGUUCAGCCUAGAGCUGACGUUCUUUGAACCGACAGGUUCGGGUGGGUUCGGACUUUUAUAAUUUUAGACGGGGUUGGGCUGGGCUUGGGCUUGUGCAGUAAAUGAACAGUCAUGUGAAGCAUUUCGAUUAGCGUGAGGAAGUAAUCAAAUCAUUUGUUACAACAUUAAAAUGCAUCUCUGCAAAGGUGAAACAAAUGUUGAUGGAGAAGUCAAAAAGAGCGGUUUUUAGACUGCGGUCAGGCCAGCUGCUAGUUCAAUAAGAACAGUCAUUCUAGCCGCUAAGGUAUUUCGGCGGUCGCUCAUACACUAUGAAUUACGGUAGAGCGCUAAACAGCAAUUUACAGCGAGCUGACAGGGAAGAUGACGAGGUCACUCGCUACACUGAAACCGAUGUCAUGUAAAAUAAAAUGAAUGUUCUUGACUGGUGGAAGAUGGACAAACAAUCCUACCCAAAACAUGCUAAAUGGGGUAUAUGCCGAAGCAUGCUAAUAGGACUUUUAAUUUGCCAGUAACCUGGGUUAAUCGUUUCCGGUGAAGUGUAUGCCAAUGCAAAAUCGGCACAUUUAAGGUCUGUUUUCUUUAAAAACCGGCGAUCUCCACUGGCUGAGUGAUAUACGAUAUAAAGUGCGUCUCAGAUUGUACAAGAAGUACUGCAUUAACUUACAUUUUUCCCGCCAUGUCUUUAUAAUAUGAACAUUUAUUUUACCCCAGUAUAUACAAUGGAGCUUCUGCGCUAGCCUGCCGUUUCUAGUGGUCGCGUGCGAGUAAACGGCUUUUUGUCUCGUUUUACGCUUGAGCAACUAAAUGAAUGCCAAAGUCUGUUUAACUGAUUGUAUUUGAAUUACAUUACAACAUCGAUGCUGUGAAAUGAACCGUAUAAAAUGGAAAAAACUAACAAUAACAGGUCACUGGAAGUUUAUCAGUAUGGGAAACACACUAGCUCAGCAUAUUAGCCAGAUCAGUAGUGCAUCCCGGCCAGUAGCAGCAGUGAAAAGGUGUUCAGUGCUGCUCAGUGAGCGCAGGACUGCGCUAAAGCCAUUUACAGUGGAUUCAAUAAUGUUCCUCCACAAAAACACGUAGUCUAUUCAUGAUGAGUAACGUUAAAGAAUUUUCAAAUCAUAACUUAAUAUUAAAAUUAAACCAUAAAAUCAUAAUGUAGACAGAGUAUAUAGGCUAAUGUUGGCAUUAAUCUUUUAUUAUUCAGCUUCUCCCUCACCUUAAUGCAGAUUGUGAAGAGAAGCGGCUAAACAAAUCCCACAGAGCCUUUAUCUUAAUUUCAUUAUUGCCAAAUACUGUCAUCAUUUAUCAUUUAUUUUAAUUUAAUUUGUUAAGAAAGACUUAUAUUUAUUGGUGUGUUGGCCAAUUUAAAGGCUAAGUGUAUGUACCCAGGCCUAUUUAGAGUGCUGAGAUGUUAAGAUUUUACAGAGGACUUUUUUUUGUUUCAACUUCCAAGUGGCCUAUAGCCCAUGUUAUGAAUAACUAAUGUUAACACAUAUAAACGACUCAUUCAUGAAAAACGGCAAAAGAGCUGUGAGGCACAAUUUAUUUAAAUUGAACGAGGACAUUAAGUUGAGUAGCCUAUUCCAAAGAAAUGCUGAAAUUAUAUUUGUUGAGGUCUUAAAAAUGGCUUAAUAAGCAUUACAUUUAACUUUUAAAAUGGUGCAAGAACCCUGAAUAAUCAUGCAUUCUUGAUUAUAGGUUGUUUUCAAUCACGUGGUUCUGGUGACGUGCGAAAUUUAGAUGGAGGGCAGGAAGUAAAAAACUAAAUGGGAAACAUUGGGGAAAGUCCUUAUUUUUGUAAUUUAUAUCAUAUUUCAAAGGACAAAUACAGUUGAAGACAGUAUUAUUAGCCCCCUGAAUUAUUAGCCCCUCCGUAUUUAUUUUUCCCCCAAUUUCUGUUUAACAAUGAGAAUAUUUUUUUCAGCACAUUUCUAAUCAUAAUAGUUUUAAUAACUCAUUUCUAAUAACUGAUUUAUUUUAUCGUUGCCAUGAUGACAGUAAAUAAUAUUUGACUAGAUAUUGUUCAAGAUACUUCUAUACAGCUUAAAGUGACAUUUAAAGGCUUAACUAGGUUAAUUAGGUUAACGAGACAGGUUAGGGUAAUUAGGCAAGUUAUUGUAUAAUGAUGGUUUGUUCUGUAGACCAGUGUUUCCCGACCCUGUUCCUGGAGGCACACCAACAGUACAUAUUUUGGAUGUCGCCGUUAUCUGACCCAUUACCUUCAGGUGUUGGAGUCUCUUCUGAUGUUCUGAUGAGUUGAUUCAGGUGUGUUUGAUUAGGGAGAGGUUGAAAAUGUGGACUGUUGGUGUGCCUUCAGGAACAGGGUUGGGAAACACUGCUGUAGACUAUAGAAAACAAAUAUAUCUUAAAGGGGCUAAUAAUAUUGACCUUAAACUGUAAUUUAAAAAAUUUAAAACUGCUUUUAUUCUAGCCGAAAUAAAACAAAUAUGACUUCCUCCAGAAGAAAAAAUAUUAUCAGACAUACUGUGAAAAUUUCCUCGCUCAGUUAAACAUCAUUUGGGAAAUAUUAAAAAAAGAAAAAAAAAUUCAAAGGGGGGCUAAUAAUCUGACUUCAACUGUAAAUAGAAAAUAAGCACAUAUCUUGGGCAUGAUUCUUAUAUCAUGAAGAGGACCGAGUUUUUCACUGAACCAACAUAUAUUUGCAUGUCAUCGAGGCGAUGGAUAGCUACUGUAAGCUAUUACAUGAAAAAAAAUUAUAGUAAGGACUAUAGUGUUUUAAAGCAUGCUUGAAUUAAACUCUCGUAGUAAUUAUCUGGUUAUAACACAACUGUAGUGAUAAACAAAUAAUGCAAUAUGCUACAUUUUAUAUAAUAAUUUUUUCAGGGUUUUCACCUUUAAUAUGUAGGACAAAAGAUAUUAUUGACAGGAAAGCAUGGGGAGCAGAGAGAGGGGAAGGAUCGGCAUAGGACCACAAGGCGGAAAUCAAACUGCAUGUGUCAACGAACUAACCACUACACCACUGGCGCCAAAUAUUGCAACAUUUUAAUUGUGCACCACAGUUUACACUAACAUUACAGUAUUUAUUAGAGUUUACCAGUAUUCUGUAGCAUUCGUAACACAGAGCUACUAUACAUUAUACACUUUACUAUAAUGUGUUUCAAAAACAUAUUAUAAAUGACUAUAGUUUUUCCCAUGCGGAUAACGUUAUAUCUUCCAGACAUAUACACAAAACAAAAACAGAUGAAAGCACAUAAAAGCGUGGAUGCUACAUUAUUAUUAUCAUCAUCAUCAUUAUAUAUUUUUAGUGGUAAAAAGUGCUCCACAAGUCUAGUUUUCAGUUGCAUUUCUAUUUUGUUCGGUCGAUGAACUUACCAUCAAUCACUCAACGUUGCGGCGCAUCUCAAUGUUCGCGUUACCGUUGUUUAUUCUGCCGAAACGCCAGUAAAGACAUGGAUUAUUGGAAAACAAGACGGAGAUUUCAUUGCAGCGAUUACAUGGCAGGGUACGUUAUUUAUAUUCUCCUGGAUUUUGUAUGUGUGCUGGUGUUUGUGUCUGAUUUUAUAUAACACGUUAACAUAUAACACACAUAGCUAGGCUUGUAUAUGAUAAUUAGUAGUGCUGUCAAAUGAAUUAUCGUGUUUAAAAAAAUUUGUACACAUGAAUAUAUUGAUUGAAUGUUUAUUACAUGCUUCCUUUUCUUCCGUUUUUCAGCCAGUUUCUUCAACUUUUCCCCCUUUAUGAGCAAAAACUUUGGAGUUUUAUAAAAGCUGUUCGGCUUCUCUUAUUUUGGCCGAUUUAAACUAUUAUAAACAACAUAAAACAGAAACAUUCUGAUGUUCUUUAGCGAUUCCUAUCUAGAAGAAUCACUUCCUGCCCUCCACCUGAGUCUUGCAUGUCAU
Messenger RNA from Danio aesculapii, 6415 nucleotides. RefSeq names its product NADPH oxidase 4. Bases 76 to 1773 code for a protein of 565 amino acids. Gene Ontology annotation, molecular function: superoxide-generating NAD(P)H oxidase activity. Gene Ontology annotation, biological process: superoxide anion generation; defense response. Gene Ontology annotation, cellular component: NADPH oxidase complex; plasma membrane. The transcript has 18 exons. The record is from RefSeq and is a predicted model, not a curated record. Lineage: Eukaryota; Metazoa; Chordata; Actinopteri; Cypriniformes; Danionidae.